Messenger RNA from Planococcus citri (citrus mealybug), 3782 nucleotides. RefSeq lists its product as uncharacterized. NCBI's taxonomy places the organism in Eukaryota, Metazoa, Arthropoda, Insecta, Hemiptera, Pseudococcidae. The transcript is spliced from 4 exons. The record is from RefSeq and is a predicted model, not a curated record. Bases 2531 to 3265 code for a protein of 244 amino acids.
AUCGGGUACCCCUAAAAAAGUUUUCUAACUAAAUACUUCGGUUGGUCACAGUGAAUGAUAAUAAUGAUAACACAUGAUUGGUUGUUGGACUGCAGAGAUAACAUUCCACCAGAGAUGGCGCGAUUCCGAUUUUUUUAAGGAGUCGUGAGAAUCGCAUGAAUCCGAUUCCGGAAUCGGAUUCCAUUUUCGAUUCACCUGACAGAUGAAUCGAAAAAUGUGAAAUCUGACUCUUUUCAAGCAGGAAUCGCAAAUGUAAUAUGAUUCGCGAUUCCGGUAAUUUGAUUCUCGCGACUCCGAUAUUUCGAUUCUCGCGACUCCUCAUUACGAUUCUCACGACUCCUCAUUACGAUUCUCUAGACUCUCACAAUGAACGAAAUCACCCAAAUUCAAAUUGGGCUUUUCUACAAUCCGCGGGUUGCAUACUCUCUGCCUGUUCUUAUCACUCCUGGUAGGCAAAACAUUCCUCUGUGCUAUUAAAAAUACACGGAUUUCGAAGUUUUUAUGUAAAAAGUCCAACUUUUUCGAUUGUUCGCGGAUGCUGGUGAACUUGAAUGUGGUCUCAAAUUAAAGACAGUGAAAUUCCCUAUCGAUUGAUGUAUAAUUUUUAUCAUUUCGCGUAAAAAUAACGGUUUUAUGAAUACUUUUAUCCACCGUUUCUUCGUAAUGUCAACUUUGAACUAAAAAUACUCGAAAUUUCGAUCGAACACAUAGGUAUUUUACUAUAUCAAAAUGUUUGUAAUUUUAUUCUCUUUAAAAUGGGUGCUCGCCCAAAGCUCUACCUUUUACCGUUCAAAAGUUUUCGAAGUUUGAAGUUGCGGAAACAAGCUUCAAGCGGUAAGUACUGAACUUUGAACUAAAAAUACUCGAAAUUUUGAUCGAACACAUAGGUAUUUUAUUAUUGCAAAAUGUUCGUUAUUUUAUUCUCUUCAAAAUGGUUCUUCACCCAAAGCUCUAACUUUUACCGUUCAAAAGCUCUCGUAGUUUAAUGCUGCGGAAAGUGGUUAGUGAUCAACAGUUCAACACUAACGGCCAGUAAUGGUAAUGGCGGACGGAUUAACAUACUGAAUUAACCACUUUCCGCAACUUUAAACUACGAGAGCUUUUGAACGGUGAAAGCUAGAGCUUUGGGUGAAGAACCAUUUUGAAGAGAAUAAAAUAACGAACAUUUUGCAAUAAUAAAAUACCUAUGUGUUCGAUCAAAAUUUCGAGUAUUUUUAGUUCAAAGUUCAAUACUUACCGCUUGAAGCUUGUUUCCGCAACUUUAAACUUCGAAAACUUUUGAACGGUAAAAGGUAGAGCUUUGGGCGAGCACCCAUUUUAAAGAGAAUAAAAUUACAAACAUUUUGAUAUAGUAAAAUACCUAUGUGUUUGAUCGAAAUUUCGAGUAUUUUUAGUUCAAAGUUGACAUUAUGAAGAAACGGUGGAUAAAAGUAUUCAUAAAACCGUUAUUUUUACGCGAAAUGAUAAAAAUUAUACAUCAAUCGAUAGGGAAUUUCACUGUCUUUAAUUUGAGACCACAUUCAAGUUCACCAGCAUCCGCGAACAAUCGAAAAAGUUGGACUUUUUACAUAAAAACUUCGAAAUCCGUGUAUUUUUAAUAGCACAGAGGAAUGUUUUGCCUACCAGGAGUGAUAAGAACAGGCAGAGAGUAUGCAACCCGCGGAUUGUAGAAAAGCCCAAAUUUCUUUUAUCUAAUUUUUGCCGGUUGGCGCUGAAAAGUGGUUGUGAAAGUGAAUCUGAAUGAUGAAUUUAGAAUUUAUCAUUGUUUUACUAAUAACAUGGUGAGUUGAAAAUUUUACAUAAAUGUUUGUUAGAAUGUUCAUUUCAUCUUCAAUGCUUCAUUUUUAUGAAAUUUAAGGAGUUGUGAUGGGAAUCUGGCUGGAGUCGUGAGAGGAAUCUGGUUGGAGUCGUGAGAGGAUCCUAAGAUGAGUCGUGAGUGGAAUCUGAAUCAGAGUCGCGAAAGGAAUCGGAAUCGAAAAUUACGAUUCGGAUUCGGAUUCCUAUAUCUGGCGAAUCUGAUAAGUGGAAUCGGGACUCAAAAUUUUGUGGAAUCACACCAUUUGGAAUCCGAUUCUCAAGCUCCUGGAAUCGCGCCAACUCUGCAUUCCACCAAUCAUAUGCAUCUAUUUCACGUUGCCAACCUAUAUUUUUAAUGAAAAACUUUCUUAGGCCCGUCACACACUACUGCGAUGCGAUGCGAUGCGAUGUAAAGUGACGUCGCAUCGCAGCGCUAGUUAUACUGUGGUAUAUGGAAUGCAACACACUACUGCGAUGCGAUGCAUUGCGAUGCAUUUUUGAUGGUUAAAGUUUGCAACGCGUUGCAGGCGUUGUAGAUCGAUCACAAAAAUUAGAACGUUGCAUGCGAUGCUUUCUUGUGAUUGGUCGAUUUUAUCAGUUUGUUGUUUUUUUAUCAUGGUACCGGUUGAUUAGUGAUGAAAUUUUUUACUCUCUUGUGGUUUGAUAAUUAUUGAAUUCUUGUCGAUUUUUCAUCAUUUUAAUGAUUUGAAUAUUAAAUUUUCAACUUUUUACAAUGGCUUCGGAAGAAAUACAGACGGUGGAGGUUAUGCCAGUAGAGACUGAAGAAUUGUUGAUCGAGGAAGUCCGGUCAAGACCCAUGAUGUACAAUUUCCGAGAUCCCCAUUAUAAAAACAUUAAGAAGAAGAGUGAUGUAUGGGCUGAGAUAGCUAGGGCGACUGGAUUGGAAAAUGGAGAUACUGCCAAAGAUAAGUGGAGGAACCUUAAACAAGGAUAUAAAAAUGCCUUAAAAAGAGUAGCAAAAUAUGAGGCUAGCGGCUCAAGAGCCAAGAAAUUCAAACCAUGGAGGUUUAUCGAGCAGAUGGCCUUCUUGAAAGACCACAUCAUGGAUGAAGCGUCUACCUCCUCCAAUAUUCCAGCAAAUCCUACUAAUAAUAGUAACAACGUCAAUGAAACGGAAACAGUGGAGGAAGCAUUAUCUGACGAUGAAAAUGAAAUGGAAAGCACUCAAGGAACUAAUGAUAGUGAUCUUUCAAGAAAUGAUGAAAAAUUACGUGGUAAAAAAGUCCUGCAGGCUCUGGACAAAGAAGUUAUUACAUUUUUAAGAUCCAGGACUCCGAAGGAAACAAAAGGGACAGAUAAAAUUGACUCGUUGAAAAGUUGCUUUCAGGCAUAUUAUGCUUCUGUAAAAAGUAUGUCUCGGACCAAUCAAAUAAAAAUAAAGCGGAUUUUCAGCAAAGCCAUUUUAGAUAUUGAAGAGGAGGAGAGUUUAUUAGAAAAUGAUUUAUAAAAACGAAAAAGUAUUGGUUGUUGUUAUAUUUUGUAUUUCAUUUCAAGCUUUCUGCUUUUAUUUCCUCAUAAUAUUCGCUUAUCAUAUAUUUUUAUCCUUCUUAUAUUUCUACUCGCAUCACCUUAUCUCAAUUUUUGUUUAGUUAUUCAUUUUUAUAACAUUUUAAUUGUUAUGUUGACUUUUAUCAUGUUAUUCAUUACUUUGUUCAUCUUUAUUUCGUUUUUUCGUUGACUUCUAUCAUGUUAUUCAUUUUUAGUUUAUCUUUAUUUUAACUUUUACUGUCCUGUAUCCUGUAAUUUUAAUUUUCAGUCUUGUUACUCAUUGUGUCUGUCAUAUAUAUAAGUACCUAUUUCAAUUUUUACCUCAACUUUUAUUGUAAUUUUUUGGUAUCUAUAGCUCAACUUACCUAAUUCCAAUUUUUACCUCGACUUUUAUGUCUUUUAUUGUAAUUUUUUGGUAUCUAUAGCUCAACUUACCUAAUUCCAAUUUUUACCUCGACUUUUAUGUCUUUUAUUGU